Messenger RNA from Scatophagus argus, 8124 nucleotides. RefSeq names its product family with sequence similarity 135 member B (gene fam135b). The transcript is spliced from 20 exons. The record is from RefSeq and is a predicted model, not a curated record. NCBI's taxonomy places the organism in Eukaryota, Metazoa, Chordata, Actinopteri, Scatophagidae. The coding region runs from base 145 to 4335 and encodes 1396 amino acids.
GUCUGGAUGAAUAACCAUGGCAACAGCAGCAGCAGCAGGAGAAGCGGUGGUAUAAACAUCGUGAUUUACUCAGUACAGACUGGAAGCGAACCCUCUGCGGAUAUUACACUUCAUCACUGCUAAGGUGAUGAAUGGGAUUAUAUCAUGUCUGAAGUACAGGGAACACUGGAGUUUUCUGUAGAGUUGCACAAGUUUCACAAUGUGGAUCUUUUUCAAAGGGGGUUCUACCAGAUACGAGCAGGGCUGAAGGUCUCACCUCGAGUGCCCCACAGGUUGAUAGUGACAACACAAGACAAUUCAGGAGAAUGCAGCUUCAGCUCUGCGGGGGUUUACGAUGGCACCGUGUUCAGCCGGAUAUUUCAGAUCCUUUACAGAAAUGAAGAGAUUACUGUCAAUGACUGCAUGAUCUUCAAAGUCCACCUGCUAUUGGACGGAGAAAGGGUGGAGGAAGCCUUGAGUGAGGUGGACUUUCAGUUGAAGCUGGACCUUCAUUUCACCGACAAUGAGCAACAGCUGGCAGAGAUAACCACUGUCCCGCUGAUCAGCAGUCGGACCCUCAGCCUCCACUUCCACCCGCGGAGAGGCCUCCAUCACCACGUCCCUGUCAUGUUCGACUACUUUCACCUGUCCGUUAUUUCAGUGUCCAUACAUGCUUCACUGGUUGCCUUACAUCAGCCACUAAUCAGCUUUGCACGUACAGGAAAGGGCUCCUGGCUGGGGAAGGGCUCGCCAGAGAGCACGAACGACCCAUCUGCCAUGUCUGUGGAGAACCUUGUGUUCGGAGCUGGCUACUGCAAGCCUGUCAUCUCUGAGGGAAGCUUUUAUGUGCCCAGUGAAAAUUGCCUGCAGAGGGCUCAUACGUGGCAUCGAAGGCUCUGUCGCCUCCUGUUGGUCGCACACAGGGGCCUGCACACUUACUACAAUGCACUGAAGAAGGAAAACCCACAGCUCCAGCAGACUCCACUCGAUUCAGAGGUGCUGCCCGUUGAAGAAACUCUGAAUCAGCUCACAAUAGAGUUACAGCUGCAGGAAGGCCAUGAGAAGGUUGCAGAGCAGAUCAGCAGGGAUGUGAGCCAGCUCUGCUCCCAGCUAGCUGCUCUGUGGAGCUGCUUCUUGGAAGCCGCUGUGCUCAACCCCCACAUCCUCUCCUACCUGGCCCAGGAGCACCACACGCUCAGGGUCAGAAGGUUUUCAGAGGCAUACUUCUUCACUGAACACCCCAAAGAGAUAUCUCUUAUUUUUCAAGAGGAACUAAUCAACAGACAUGGCCAGAUAGCUGCAGAAGUGCGGAGUUCAGACUACCUGACCAAGAUGCCUCCUUUACCUGUUGAGUGCCUGGACAUUGAUGGAGACUGGAAUAGCCUGCCCAUCAUCUUUGAAGACAGAUAUGUGGAGUCUCCUCAAACAGAGUGGGUAUCACAUGUGCCAACUACUGAUGGACAGACGAACCCAGAUGCUGCCAUCAUUUCUGCCAAUGGGAUUUUCGAAAGCUGCCAGGGAGCCAGACCACCAGCAAUAACCCAGGACCCCUUGAACAGUGAUGACUGCAUGGACCUGCCCACAUAUGUCUCUCUCAUUGCAGAACAGAGUCAGACCGGGACAAGCAUCACUAGUACCCAGAACUUCAUUCUUAGUGAGGACAUUGCUGGUCCCUCUCUGGCAGAGGCAGUAAGCUUGAAGGAACUAGAGAAAAAACAAGGCCAGAUUGACGAGAACUUUAAUCCAGGCCUGAGGUACAUCGCUAAGCCUUGUGAUGUGGAUUCAUAUGGAGGAGAAGCAGUCCUGGAUCUCUCUUCCAAUCACAAUCCCCUUAUUGACUCUCAUAACAGCAGUGCUAAGUCUCCAGCUUAUCAUUUAACAGAAAAUACUGACCAACUUUGUGAUGCCACAAAUGGCAGCAAAGCAAAAGAGAGUGAAAACAAUGAAGAGGAGUCUGAUAUUGCCAUGCCAUUAAAUCACUCUAUAGAUGAUGAGAGUGAAGAUGUUCCUCUCACUAACCUACCCUCUGCACAUCCAGUCAUCCCUCCCUUUACUGGUGAUCUCAGAAAAGAGAUGACUCAUCGUGGAGGUCUGGUCAGCUGCAAGAUCAUGAAGCGCUCGUCCUCAGUUAUUUCUGACUCAGGUAUUGAGAGCGAGCCCAGCUCGGUGGCCUGGCCCAUGGAGGUUGCUCUGCGUGGCCGACCUCCUUUAGACUUUUCUAGUGAACGUGAGAUUCCACAACAAAUAGUGUGUCGCCACCCAGUGCACCGCAGCUCUCUGGAGGGCCUGCAGAUGGAGAGCAACGGAAGCCUUCCAAGUGCAGGUAUACAGGCCUCACUUACCUCCAUUAGCUCCCUGCCCUACGAGGAGGACCAGCAGCAGAGGCAGCUAAGCAAGCUGACCAAGUCAGUCUCUGCGCCGCAGAUAAGUAGCCCUGAAGACACUGAGGAGGACCAUGUGCUGCUCAGCCAGGAAACAGACAAUAAGAGCUUUAGGCAACACCAGGAUUCAUUUACUAUCAACUGCUCUUUGCUAAUCAGCAACCUAGAUUCAGAGCAAUCUGAUUCGUCUUUAUUAGAACCAAAUUUAAAAACAAAUCUUGCUCAUAUCCUCACAGAGAGUCUUAACUCUGAAAAAUUAAACUCUUCACAGAACCUGUCAGAGACACACAGAACCAAAUCUGUGUUAAGUGGUGUGUCUGAUGCCUUGCUUUUACAAGAGUCUGCAGAAAGCACUCAUCUGAAGGAAAGUGCUAUUAUUGGCAGCCAGGGGGAGAAUAUGAACCAUCAAACACACAUCAGUGAAGUAAGCACCUUAGUGGAGGAUGUGCAUCUUGCUGAAACGGAAGCAGCACCCUGCAGCUGUGGAAACAAACCAUGUGUGCAUAAAAGUGCAGCAGACCAGGAGAGAAUUAACACUGGAGAUGAGUGCCAAAGUUUCCAACAGACUGAACUGCUCAGUGACCAGGAGUGUCAGGAUUUCUCCCGAACACCUCUAGAGCCUUCACGACUCCAACACUCCAAUGACCUGCCGAAUAGUACCACCACCACACAGAGGCCGAGUGACCUUACAGGGCUGAUAGCGAACGAUAUGCCACCAUCUGUUGACUUCAGUGGGAUAUCAGCAAUCGAGAAAGAGCCUUUAGACUGCCCCACUAAGUCAUCUAAGAUUCCCAACUCAGGGCUGGCCUUUGUGAACAAGAAGAUGGUGGAGGUGGUGAAUAUGUCGGUAUCCUGUGCUCCGACCUGUCUGCCAUUUUCUUCUGUUCUGAGAGACUCUCCAUCCAUCAGUGGAAUUUCGGCUCGCCAGGCUACCUCACCUAUUACCCAUCAGCCCUUAGGCUCCUUUGGUAUCAUCUCCUCGUCUUCACUCCAUCCUCUGAACAUGGAUGAUGAGACCAAUGAACGGAUGCUGAAAUUCUACAAAGCCAAAGAGGAACUGUUCAAAGAGCUGAGCUUUCAGGCCAGUUUGUAUAGUGACCUUCCUCUCCUGGCAUCAGAUCUGCCCUACUUCCCCCCUGAGGAGGACGAUGAAGAGUUUGAUGACGGUAUACACCUUGUGGUGUGUGUCCAUGGGCUUGAUGGAAACAGUGCAGACCUUCGACUGGUGAAGACUUUUAUUGAGUUAGGACUGCCAGGAUCCAGGCUGGACUUCCUCAUGUCUGAAAGAAACCAGACCGACACGUUCGCAGAUUUCGACACCAUGACAGACAGGUUGCUGGAUGAGAUCAUUCAGCAUAUCCAGCUGUACAAUCUCACCAUCGGCAGGAUAAGCUUCAUCGGCCACUCUCUGGGGAACAUCAUCAUCCGCUCAGUGCUGACGAGGCCUCGCUUCCGCUGCUAUUUGCCCAAACUGCACACUUUCCUCUCGCUGUCAGGCCCACACUUGGGAACGCUGUACAACAACAGCACAUUGGUCAGCACAGGUCUGUGGUUAAUGCAGAAGCUGAAGAAAUCUGGAUCCUUGUUGCAGCUCACCUUCAGAGACCACGUUGAUCCGAGGAAAACCUUCCUCUAUCUCCUGAGCCAAAAACCAGGGCUUCAGUUCUUCAAGAAUGUGGUAUUGGUGGCAUCACCACAGGACCGUUAUGUCCCUUUCCACUCUGCCAGAAUAGAGAUGUGCAAAACUGCUCUUAAAGACAGAACCACAGGGCCGGUGUACACUGAGAUGAUCAACAACCUCCUGCAGCCACUUGUGGAGGCUAAAGAGUGCCGGCUGAUCCGCCAGAACGUGUUCCACGCUCUGCCCAACACAGCCAACACCUUGAUCGGCCGUGCUGCACACAUUGCUGUCUUGGACUCUGAGCUUUUCCUGGAGAAGUUCUUCUUAGUGGCAGGGCUCAACUACUUCAAAUAAAGGUGCUACUACUGCAGUACUUACGGGACAGAGCAUGUUGGUGGCUGAUGGAGGCAGUUCAGAGGAUAUGGUCUUUACCUUCACUUUGUACAGUAUAUUCAAUGUAUAUAAUCCCUGGUAUUCAAGAAGCAAGGCCUGUAUAUCCCAUUUGUUAGGGUUGUUAGCAACUGUUAUUAAAAGAUUUGUGUAUUGUGACUGUUUAAAUUGCUAACUCAGACAUCUGAGUUUGACGUGUAGCCAUGCAAAACAAAACAUCUAUCACAGGAUUGAUUGUAGAUGUUUUGUUGGCCUUAUAAAUAACCUCUCAGCCAGAACACUAACAGAUGCUAAUUGUGGUCAAAAGCAUUUACCAACUUUCCCUUUAGAGCUGGUUUAGAGCCUGGAUUAUUGAAUUGUUCUUUAAGGGUUACACCUUAAACUAUCAUUAGAACCGAGGCAAUAGAUGCGCAGCAUUUUUCCCCUUGACUGUACAUGAAGUAUUUUGUUGUACAAAACAUAGAUGUUCCUUUUUACAGAAAUGAGUAUAUUGUUUAAAUUAUUUAUUUUUAUCUACUUAUGUGUCUAUGGUGUAAGUAGUCCAUCUAACUGUGAUCUUUUGUGUGUUGUUAUCAUCAAAUCUAUCAAAUGAAAAUCAAACUGUUUAUUAGACAAUGGCGCCAGGAGUGUUACCCCAUGUAGCCUAUGAUUCAACAUAGUAUAAUUAGCUUUUUCAUACAUUUACAUCUGGUUACACUGUACAACAGUUCAAACUAACCCAAUGACCAUGAAUAUCAAGUUUAAGGCUACAUCAUAAAUGAGCAAUUCAGUAUCUUUGAUACCUGUUGUGUUAGCCUUGACUUCAUAAUUGAUUCUUUGCACUGACUGACUGAAAGACUGACUGACUAAUAUUUAGAAACUGAUCAUUUGCCAAGUGCUGCAUUUUCCAUUUUUUAUUUUUUUUUGCUUUUCACAUUUCAUUUAACACUGUCUGUGUCAAGUUUUUCAUAUCAGUGAAGCAGUAGAAAGAACUGUAAGUCACAGGACUUUCAGCCAGGAGACCAUUUACGCACUACAAGUUGUAAGAUAAAUUAUGUGACAUAGAUUAGGUAACAUAUUUAAGUUACAUCACAUGCUUAAUAAAUGUCACAUACAGGACAUAAACUAACUUCAGCCCAAACCAUCAUGUGACUUUCUCCAGCUGACUACGCUAGAUUAUGGAAAAAUGAAAGAUUUCAUAUUAAAUUGGUCCUGUUUGGCUGGUGUGCUAAGGUGUUCACGUUUUCAAGUGGUACAACCUAUGUUUACAUUUAUAACAUUCAAAUCAAAAAGGUUUCUAUGAUGAGGAUUGAUGAGUUUUGCAAAUGUAUUCUUGGGUCACUGGAUCGAUGAUUUUCCCCAAAUCUCAUUAUAGCAGGAUAAAGCAGCUAAUGUUAAGCUAAACUGGUUUCACACAAAAGACAAUUACUACAUUUAUGAUGACGCUGGCAACCCACAAUUGAUGCAACCUAAUUUCCUAAUGUUAAUGCUCCUUUACCUUGUAAGGCUUGGUUACUAUUGUAGGUAUUAACUACUACUGCACUACUAUAUGCUGAUUAGCCUGGCAUGCUGUUGCUGUUGGUUUUGGAAAGGCUAAAUAAAUACUGCUUCUGAAACUCUUUGAAUUACAAUCACAUCACUAAUAUAGGAUGAUCCCAUGACGACCACUUCAGUAUAGAAAUCAAAACUUUGACCUCUUGUGCUUAGCAUUUCCUAAGCUAUGAAUGGACAGUUGCUGUUUAGCAGAGGGGUUUAGCAAAUGGUCAAUUCUUGUGAUAAACUGUAGCAGUAUUGAAGCAUAUGUGUGGAAUUAUAACUUACUGUUUUAUCACAGUUAAAAUACAGGACUUAUUUUUGUUUUGUCCCUUGAAUCAUGACAGGGAGACACAAAACUGACUCACUGAUAAAAUUAACAACAAAUAUGCACGCAUAAUGUGAAAAAGAAACACGUUAUCCAUGACUAUACAGUCUAAUCUUAUGGUCUAAUGACCUUCACUUUUUUAAUGAGCCAUUUUAAAUUGUAGAUUAAAAUUGUCUACACAAAGAUAGAUUCCAUAAGGCACUUUGAAAUUCAUUAUUUGUUAAAUGCCGUAAAUCAGGGUGACAUUGCUUGUUUGGCGGUACUGGAUGAUUUUCCAACAUGGACCCACUGCCAAGAUUCUCCCUCACAUGCUGUCACUUUUUGUAAACCAAGUUCAGUAUGAUGGUGAUGAAAGCAGGGAAGCAUCAUCGUAGCAGACACCGUAUCAUGUACUUGAACAUAUAUGAUGCCAUAUUUUGACCAUCUCAUCAGCUAAAUGUUGUAUUUUUUGAUAUGUUUCUCCACAACCUUUCCUGUCAUGUUCAAGAGUUACAUGAGAGAUGUCAUUUUCCAGCAUACAGGUGAGCAUGCUUUCCUCAUCACUGUGCUGUCUAUCAAAUGAUGUUUACAUUUGGACAUUAGAGAACUGUUAUUACAAUGUUGCCACAGAUGUCUCAUAUCUAGCGAUGGUUGUGCAUCUGCUGAAUAUGUAGUUAUGUGCUGACAUAGAGGUAUAUUUAACCUUUGCACUGGUUUGAUGGCAAGUGCACUUUAUUGACAACCUUGAAUCAACCUCCACUAGCUGUUUUCCCUUGUUUUAUUUUUGGCUCAUACAUGCACAGCUUCUUUAAAUCUGAAGGUCAAAUCCUGCACUUCUUGUUAAAACUGAACUGUCGGCCAUUCAAGCAUUGUAUCGUCUUCAAAGAGUACAAAAGGUGACAUAGCAAAGUGCUCUUUUUUGUUUGGAAACCAUUGCUGUGGUGCAUGGUAAGCAGAGUGUCACCAUGAUUGACUCUAAUCAAAGGGGUUCCUUUAGGGCACAAAGAUUGUUCUCAAAAAGCCACUAAGCAAAGCUGUGUAAGCAAUCUGUAGGGACCGUCAUGCAUCAUGCAUCACGCAUCAUUUCUCAGCCACCCCUCCCCUUAGCACACACAAACACAUACUGUCUAUGGAUGAGGCUUUAGCUUGUUUGCAUUUAAGGCCAUGUGUGUUUACCCAAAGUGGUCAGCGUGAAUCAACAAAGGAAAGCAUGUUUGUGGUAGUGAGAUUUGCCCCUUCAAGGGCAAAUACAGGUUUGAAAUUGUCUCAUGAGAUGGAUGGCUAUCCUGUGAAAGGUUUUACUUGAAGGAACUGUAUUAGCUCAUAAAGAAAUGUAUUUACAUUACAGUGAACUUCAGUCUGUAGAGCAGGGUAUUUUUUGUUUUUAUGACUAAAUGUAUUUGUACAUUUAUGCUGCUGUAAUAACUGAGAGUGAAUUCAAAGGUGAUCCAUAAAUCCAAUAGAUCCUUGCUAGUGCUGUCAACCUUUGAAACUAGCUGACUUGAACCUUUUUGUAUUUGAUUGCCCUUUACUCAGAAUCCUGUUCCUGUAUGUGUGUGUGUGUGUGUGUGUGUGUGUGUGUGUGGAUGGUGGAGGUGAAUGUGUACUGCAAGUGAAAGGAGUACGAUUGCCUGCUCGCUGCAGAACAUCUUUCAUGUGUUGAACUGAAUGUAAAAAAAAAUUUGACUUCACUGUGGGACAUGUAUUUAUUUCAUUCUGCAAUUCUUUUGCUGAAUGUAUAACAUGUAAAGUACAGUAAAUACUUCUUCAUCUGUGCCAAUACUACUCGGAUAUUUUUCUAUGUUGCUGACUGUACUCUAUGUAUUCCUGAUUAGCUUGUGUCCUAUGUAAAAAUAUAAAUACAAAUAUAUAUACAUAGCAUAGUAUUAUUAUAACAGAUAUGAUGUUACAAUAAAAAUGUUCUUUUUGCAUUA